Messenger RNA from Aethina tumida (small hive beetle), 1990 nucleotides. Its product is annotated as putative leucine-rich repeat-containing protein DDB_G0290503. The record is from RefSeq and is a predicted model, not a curated record. The coding region runs from base 79 to 1590 and encodes 503 amino acids. Lineage: Eukaryota; Metazoa; Arthropoda; Insecta; Coleoptera; Nitidulidae. The transcript has 18 exons.
AGUUUGACAACAUUACGAAGAAAAAUAUUUGAUGCUUGUUUUCAACGGUUGUUUAUGGAGUAAAAUGAAUGAUAAAAAAUGCAGAAUAUAAAAUCUAAUGAAAGCCAAAUGUCCAAAAAAUCUCCAAUGCUUCUAGAAGAUGAAAUCAAAAACUUGAAAGCCACCAACAAGGAGGUUACUCAGUUGAAUGCGGAACUUAAAAUGGAAAAUGGGUACCUAAAAGAUGCCUUGAACGAAGUAAAUAAGAAGUAUUUGACAACCAAAAUGGAUUAUAAUCAUUUGUUACAAGUUAUAGCCACAAUAACUAAGGCAUCAAUAGAAAACUUAUUGGGACUUUCAGAGUCUUUUAAUACAUUGCAAAGUUUUAUUCCACAAGCCUCUCAAACUAACACAACAGCACAGCUAAAUAACAAAUCAUUACAUACAACUCAAACUCAAGUAGUAAAACCAUCUGUUGUUAAUGGACAUGUUUUGCAAACGCCAACAAUAUCAUUAACUAGACUGUCUGACAAUGUACAACCAAAAAGAGUUUCAAAGGUUACUUCAAAAUCUACAGAAACAAUUGACGAAAAUCCUGACUUGCCUGAACAAACAAUUCCUGCAAUUGAAGUAACAACACCCUCAGAUGAAUCUGAAAAUGAGUUGUCAGAUAAUGAACAACAACAAAGUGAGAGAACAGCUAGUGAUGUAGCACCAGAAGGCCUUUCAACAAUUACUGAGUUAAGUGAAUCAGAAACCACACUGACAACUCAUAAUGAAUGUCCACAAAUUAAGCUUGGUUCAGUCAGAGAUGUACAAAUACUUCUAAGUCCACUACCAAGGACCAUGUUGGAAAGAAUUCAGGGAGAAGUAAGAAAUAUGAAUAAGACCAGCUUUUUAGAUAUAUCAAUGAAUGCAUCAACAGCAUCUUCUAUAAAUAGUGAUGAGGAUUCCCGAGUGAUUUUAAGACAAAUUACCAAUAACAAUCCAAAUGAAAUUCUGGAAAAUUCAUCGCAAAGUACCAAUUCGGAUAUGACGUUUUCAGAAAGUUUGAUAAAUUCAAUUCGAGACAAUAAUGAAUUCAUAGAUCCAUUUGAUAUAAAUAAUUUAAAGGAAAUGGCAUUGAUGAAAAUUGGAUUGCGAGUGAGAGAUUCAGAAUUUAAAACAUCAACGCCUAUUGGAUCAAUAUCGAUGUCGAAAACAAGAAGUGGGUCGUUGAUAAGCUUAACGCCUAAUUUUAUAACGAAAAGAAAAAUAGAGAAACGUGAAGACUCACCGGAAAAACGGAAACGUGGAAGACCAAAAUCUAAGGAAAUAACUGAAUCGCAGAACAUUGCAGUACCUCGACGACUUGACAUGGUUGAUGAAAAUAUAAGCUGCAUAAAAAAAUCACGUGGACGACCCAAAACUGUAGUAAAAGAAAAAGACAUUCACAUGUAUUCAGCUGAAUCACAAAAAGAGAGCUUGAAUAAAAUGCUGGUUACGAGUCCAGUGAGGCAGAGUUCCCCUGUUCUCAAAAAAAGUUCAAGGUCUCCUAGGCCCAAAAGAGUAAAUGUGACACCUGGAAAAUUCAAAGAACCAACGUUGAUUAAAAAACUUCGACGUCAAUAAGCAAUGGUUUUAAUACGUUUUACUUUACUGACUUUAUUUAUGACUUAUAUUUAUGUAUUUUUUAUUUUAAAUGUGUUUUAUCGUUUGCUAGAUGUAGACGACAGUUAAGUAAAAUGUGAUUUUAUGAAUGUGGAAGUUAUGUUUAAUUAAAAUUUGAUAUAGAACUGCACAAUUGAAAUGCUUAAGAUGGGCGACAAAACAAAGAGGUCCGGCCAUUUGGGUUGUCUGCAUACUCUUGUCUACGUGGGUGUUGUAACCCCUGGGCAUGGGCCCUAAAUGAUGUGCGUCCCUGAUUAGGACGCCCUGUUAAAGUAAUGAGUCACAUAUAUGUCGAUAAGUUUUUUUUUUAAUUUUUUGCAUAAAGGUGCAUUUUGUUAUGAAAUAAAUUUUUUAAAUUAUA